AAACACACUGAGAGAGUCAUGAAAAAGAUUUAUAUUGGCAAAACUGCCCUGAAAGCGCAGAGAAAUGGUAGUAAACAUCAGAAGAGGAGCUCAGCUUCAGUCUCAGCGCAGGAGCAGAAGGAGGAUCUGCGCAGGCGUCUCUGCUGCUCCACACAGAAGCUCCAGCAGCUGCAGAGAGAGUUUGAGUCCACACGAGUCUACCUGGAGGCGGAGCUGAGGAGAGCACAGGACCAGCUGGACACCUUCACGGAGAAACUGCGCAGGAUUCAGAGCAGUUACGCGGCACUGCAGAGAAUAAAUCAGGACAUGGAGGAGAAAAUACACCGAAUGACUCAGCGUUAUGAGGAUGAGAAGAGAUCUCUGAAUGGAGAAAUCCUGACUCUGAACAGCCGACUGAUGGAGGCCAAGAUCACCAUCCAGAAGCUGCGUGAAGAUAACGAUCUGUACAGGAAAGACUGUAAUCUGGCUGCGCAACUGCUGCAGUGUGGGAAAUCACCCUACAGAGCGCACAAACUGUCUGAGCUUCCGGCUGAUCUUCAGAAGCGUGUAAGCUCCCACAUGGAGAAGCAGCGUUCAGGACGGAGCGGAGCGUUGCGUCAGUCCUACACAGAUGCCGUUCCCACCGCCGUCAUCGGCCGGAUACUGGAGAAACCGGAGCCUGGGAGAAGCUGUCCGGUCACCCGCUCCCCGAGUCCACAGAUCCAGGAGUUCCCUGAUAAAGCUCAGCGGCGAACAGCGUAUAAAUCCUCUGACCUGUACUGCAGCGAUACUGCGCUGUACUGUCCUGAGGAGCGGAGGCACGAGCGCUGGACGGAGCGCCGGCAGAGCGCAGACCACAGUGCAGAGACCAACGCAAACACACAAAACAAUCCCGAAGAUCAUCAGCGUCUCCAUGCGUUCAUGCUCCAGGCCUCCGGAUGCUACGACUCGCCCCGAGCGCUCUCCACAUCUCAGCAGACUCUACACACACACUGGCACGAUGGAGACCCCGAGGACCGCCCGACGUUCCUCAAAUCCAGCAGCUUCCAGAAUGGAGAUCGGAGAUCCACUCCUCAAGAGGGCGCUCUUCGUAGUGUUCACCCGAUAGAAGGAUGGAUGAGCAUGGAGGACAUCAACAGCUUCUCCAUCUGCAGCCCUGGCCUCAUUUCACCACUGAGCUUCUCUGAGCGCCACUUUAUCAUCGAUCCCGAGAUCAAACUGGGUUCACUUUAUAACAGCGUCCGAGAUGGUGCCGCAGGGUUUCCGCACUACUCCGCAUCAGUGGGAUCAAGUCCUGCGCUGAACACCAGGAUCAGACUGAAGACCGACAGAGGACAGGCGAUUCACUCCAAAGACAGCAGUCAGGGAUCCUCUAGAAGAUUCUUCAUGUCUGAAAACACUACUGAUGAGAAGGCGGACGCUUCUCGGAGAGAUUACGCAGAUGAGAGUCCCAGCAGUUCUGCAGAGUCACUGAACCAGAGUCUGGACGUCCAGCGCUUUAAGACGGAGCCUCAGAAACAGAACACACCGCAGUUUCAGAAGAUCGGAAGCACAGGACUCAGUCGGAAAGACAGCCUGACGAAAGCACAGCUGUAUGGAACGCUGCUGAACUGAACACUAAAACAUCUUCCCUAAAUCUGUGUGGUUGAAUGUAUUAUACACACAGUGAUGCAGAAAUGAUGCACUUCAGCUUAUGAAGCACCUCCACAACAGAGCAGCUCCUGUGUUUGAAGGGUUCGUUCAUCUACAAAUGAAGGUUCUGUCAAUAAUUAACACAAGUUUAUGAAACUGAAUGUGGAUCGAAUGUAUUAACUGAAGUGUGUAUAAAUCAGCUAUCACUUCCUGAAUCCACGCUCAGUUGGAGGAGGUCGACAUCACACACUCCACUGCUGUUCAUGGAGAGUCAGAGAGCUCCGGCAU
Messenger RNA from Danio aesculapii, 1899 nucleotides. Its product is annotated as brain-enriched guanylate kinase-associated protein. Lineage: Eukaryota; Metazoa; Chordata; Actinopteri; Cypriniformes; Danionidae. Gene Ontology annotation, cellular component: synapse. The record is from RefSeq and is a predicted model, not a curated record. The coding region runs from base 19 to 1593 and encodes 524 amino acids. The transcript has 6 exons.